Molecule: messenger RNA, 1335 nt
Organism: Mesorhabditis spiculigera
Lineage: Eukaryota; Metazoa; Nematoda; Chromadorea; Rhabditida; Rhabditidae
Source: the annotation of a GenBank genome assembly
AUGCGCAGGAUAAUCAACGGCGCUACCCCAUCAACUUCAGCGCCGGUCUCGGCUCCGUCGGCCGCCAGCCAGGCCCCCAUCAUGAUGCGUAGAAUGAUUCAACCCACCGCAACUUCAUCCACUUCGGUGCCGCCCAUCCCGAAAAUGUCGCCCGUUUUGGCACGAUCAGCCCAGAGGGUAAUUCUUAACGACUCGAUGCGCCGAAUAACUCAAGAGCGACUAAUUCGUUCGACUUCCAAGCCGGACUCGCCGGAAAAGCCGCCGGGCAUAGGUCCGCAAGCUACGACUGCAGCUCCCACCAUGAUGCGUCGAAUCACUCAAGAAACUCCUGCUCGACCCCAGGCCAAACCGAACACACCGGAAAAGCCGCCAGUUAUUGAGACCCCUACCACCUCCACUGCUCCAGCUACAUCGUCAGCGACCCAGAAGCCGGUCUUGCCUCUGAAACAGGAUCAAAUCAACGGUUCCGCGAAUGAGAAACCAGAUAACCAUGUGCUCGGGCAGAAAUUCUGGAAUCUGUCAAAUGCCAGGACGCGCCAACAGCAUCGGGAGUGGUACUUCGACCCGGAUGUGGCUGAAGAGUUGAAGGCUCGGGAAGAGCUGGAGCGACUAACAAGAGCGGCAGCCGAGAGUCGUCCGGCUGUUAUUUAUAUGGGACCCGUUUCUGCUAGCCUUCGGCGGAUGCCCAAGGAACUAGAGAUCAAACUCAAAGCUGAAGGCGAAGCCACGGUCGCCACCGAAAGCGGCGCGUCCGACAUGCCAGACCAAAGCCAACGAGCCGGGUCAGCGGAACCGGAAAAGACGAAAGCUUCUUCCUCGUCGGAGUCGAUGCCGUUUCCGGAAAACGAUGGGACGACUUUUCAAGGCUCUAACUACGGCACAUUCCCAGAACCGACAGUGUUGGCAAAGAAGCCGAAAACUGCAUUCCCGCCCUUGGCACAAAACGGAACGAGCCUAAUGACGCCCGACGAGAUGCGGAGGAUGAUCCACUGGAACUAUACGCCAGCUGAGAAACAAGUAUGGGUACGGGAGGAGCACGAGGAGGGGAUGGAAGAAGCUGAAUCAGCUGAUGGAGGGUCGGGACCGGAAACGCGGAAAAUAGCUAGCGAGCCGGUGCCUGAGCAAAAGCCGGAGAAAGCGUCAUCUUCUGAAACUCGAAGCCCUCAAGUUGUAAGACGGACUAUGGUUUUGCGAAAAGUAUCUAAAGAAGCUCCUGCCGUGAUAACAACCACAAAGCCGGAACCGAUUGAAGGGGUGGGCCUGGCACGUCACAACUUGGAGCACGACCUCAGCAGGCUUCAAACAAAGAUUUGGUCUCGGCUGGGGGCAGAACUC